Molecule: messenger RNA, 1582 nt
Organism: Macrobrachium nipponense
Lineage: Eukaryota; Metazoa; Arthropoda; Malacostraca; Decapoda; Palaemonidae
Product: inactive pancreatic lipase-related protein 1-like
Exons: 7
Coding region: 250-1383 (377 amino acids)
Biological process (GO): lipid catabolic process
Molecular function (GO): triacylglycerol lipase activity
Source: RefSeq, a predicted model, not a curated record
UAUAUUGGACACGGCGGCCACCUUGCCGAGAACUGGUUCAGGAGUCGUUUCACCUAGAGGGUCUGGUCGAGUUUCAGUACAGUUCAUCUGCCGCCUAAGAAGGGAGAGGCGUCGGAUUGCACGGAACAGUUUUAGGUAACGAUUCCAAGUGGCGGACAUUACGUAGUUUUCGGGUCUUUUAUUUACAAUUAUUUCAGUGACAUUGCUAAAUCCUACGGUAACAUCUGAAAGGCAAUUGACAAAUCCAAGAUGGAAAACUGCUGGCCUCUCUCCACUCUCCUCCUGAAGAUUCUCCUGGUGGGGCAGUCCAUCGGGUUCAUCUACAUCCCUAUCCAAUACUGCUACGAUGGCCUGGGAUGCGUCGUAACGGACGAGGACUUCUACGACACCAUACGAAGACCCCUCAACCCUCCGCCCUUCACUCGUCAGCAAAUUGCUUUGAAAUACACAGUUUACACCAUAGAAGACCCGGCUGGGAAGACAUUCUCGUCUUACGAAAUGGUCGACAUUCUUGACACGCCCAUCAAUGUCGCCAGGAAGACCAAGAUUCUUGUUCACGGAUUUCUAGAUUCUGAAGGGCAAGCUUGGUAUCCAGACAUGGUCAAAGCCCUUCUGAACUACGAUGACUUCAAUGUCAUCACAGUGAACUGGAAAGGGGGAUCGAGGACCUCCUACACCCAGGCAGCAGUCAACACUCGAGUCGUGGGGAUGGAAAUCGCUCACAUGGUCAGCUGGUUGGUCCACAACGCCACUCUGGUACCCGCCGAUGUUCACAUUAUAGGUCACUCCCUAGGUGCCCAUGCUGCAGGAUAUGCAGGAGAGAGAAUUAAAGGACUGGGCAGGAUUACCGGUUUAGAUCCUGCUGAGCCUAUGUUUCAAGAUCUUCCUAUAAGAGUCCGCCUGGAUCCCUCCGAUGCAAAAUUUGUGGACGUCAUUCACACGGAUAGUGACUCCAUUUUCCUUUUAGGUCUAGGACUGGAGCAACCUUCAGGUCACCUUGACUUCUAUCCAAAUGGUGGUCGAAGUCAGCCGGGUUGUCUGCAUCCGAUCAGAGCUUCAAUUUCAGUUCUUGCACAGGGAAUUGACUUUGCCACAGGGUUGACGCCUGAACAGAAAGUAUAUGCUACCUGCAGCCACAGCCGUUCGACGCAGCUCUUUACAGACUCAAUGGUGACUAAGAACUGCACCUACGACGCCUACUACUGCAUAUCGUACGAAAAGUUCUUGGAUGAAGAAUGCAAUUACUGCGGGAAAGAUGGCACACUGUGCGCAACGAUGGGCAUCAAUGCUGACAUGUGGCCUGGCGUAAGGAUCCCCAACAGGGAGAGAGUCAAGAUGUAUCUCGUUACAGGCGGUGGUCCCAAGAACUUCUGCUUGCUGUAAAUGCCCCAUGGCAAAAAAUCCCUCAAGAAAGAUCGUUCUUGGUGUUUGCGCCAUCUCAUUAAAUCCAGCCAUUGUCUCUGGAAACUCCGUCGUGGGAAGUUAUAAUUUUAUGCAGAAAGAAUAGCCAAAGUGACUUGAGACAAUAGCGUAACUCAUUCAAAUGGACAAAACAAUGUUCAACAUUCUCUGAAGUGCAGCC